This is a messenger RNA of Rosa rugosa (rugosa rose), 2189 nucleotides long. RefSeq names its product rust resistance kinase Lr10-like. Bases 177 to 2000 code for a protein of 607 amino acids. The transcript has 3 exons. Gene Ontology annotation, molecular function: ATP binding; protein kinase activity. Gene Ontology annotation, biological process: protein phosphorylation. NCBI's taxonomy places the organism in Eukaryota, Viridiplantae, Streptophyta, Magnoliopsida, Rosales, Rosaceae. The record is from RefSeq and is a predicted model, not a curated record.
UAUCGUCUUUCCUUUUUUGUCUUCUUCUUCUGGAAAAUGGUCAAUAAGAAAUUAUUAUUUGCCAUUGAUUCUGCAUUUCGUUGAAAAUAUCAUUUAGUAUAAAACAGUUCGUUUUGAAUUAUUCAUGUAAGGUACCAAGCUUAGUUGCUGAAAAUUUCAUCUUAUUUGGAGAGAAAAUGCAGCGACUAAUCCUCAUAUCAGCCUAUUGCAUAUUAAUGUCAAUGGCUUUCUUCAAGGUGUGCCAUAAUGCAUGCACAGAAUCAGAGUGUGACCAUGAUGAUCAUCGCCUUGCUAUUCAUGUCCCGGUCAAGCGCGUCCGUUGUGGUUAUUUUCAGCAGCAGAGCGACAAGACGGUUGUUGAGCAGAAGCAAAUGGUAGUAAAAUACUUUGUGAAACACAUAGAUUAUAAGCACCAGAAAAUUCAAGUACAUAUUCCAGAUGAUUGCUUACUCCUAAAGCAAUUAGAAACCCCAAACAUGAAGCCAAUGUUCUUUCCUUUCAACUUCUCAGAAUACGAUGCGGAUUGCAUCAGCUUAUUCAACUGUCCCACAGCUAUUUAUCCGCACAAACAAGUCCCCUGCCUCAGUGACCUGGUAUACAAAAAUAUAUAUGCCGUUUCUUCGGACGUUCAAGCCCCACAGUACUGUAAAAAGAUGUAUGAUUUAACAAAUCCAUAUGUACUUCAUUUGAAAGAAAUAUAUCGAUAUGAACUUAUGUAUCGAUCGAAUCCAGAGUACCAUAUUUGGUGGUCUACACCAAAUUGUACAGAAUGUGAAGCGAAGCGUAAGAAGUGUCAAUUGAAGAUCCACGGCACCAAAAGUGAAAUUGAAUGUGUUCAUUUUAGCAAACCAAGUGCAACAAAAACAUUAGUGUCUACAGGUGCAACUGUGACUACAAUCAUUUUACUAAUAUCGGUGACUGUAGUCUAUAGAUCUCAUAAAAAGGAAAAGGAGAAUCAAUUGAAAAUUGAAACAUUCCUAGAGGAUUACAAAGCGCUCAAGCCAAGCAGAUAUUCCUACGCAGAUAUCAAAAGAAUUACAAAUCAAUUUGAGGACAAGCUGGGCCAAGGAGCGUAUGGAACUGUUUUCAAAGGGAAGCUUUCAUCUGAAGUUUUUGUUGCUGUUAAAGUCCUCAACAAUUCCGAAAACGGAGAUGGGGAAGAAUUCAUCAAUGAGGUGGGAACAAUGGAUCAUAUCCACCAUGUCAACGUGGUCCGCAUGGUUGGCUUCUGUGCAGAAGGAUUUAGACGAGCUCUUGUUUAUGAGUUUUUCCCCAAUGGUUCACUACAGGAUUUCAUUUCAUCAGCAGACAAUAAGAAUUCUUUCCUUGGUUGGGAUAAGUUAAAAGAUAUUUCUCUAGGCAUUGCCAAAGGAAUUGAAUAUCUACACCAAGGAUGCGAUCAACGAAUUCUUCAUUUUGAUAUCAAACCUCAAAAUGUUUUGCUAGAUCAAAACUUCACUCCAAAAAUUUCUGAUUUUGGGAUGUCCAAGUUGUGUGCCAAGGAUCAAAGUAUAGUGUCAAUGACUAUGGCUAGGGGGACUAUAGGCUAUAUUGCACCUGAAGUGUUCUCCCGGAAUUUUGGAAAUGUGUCAUAUAAGUCAGAUGUCUAUAGUUUUGGAAUGUUGCUGCUCGAGAUUGUAGGAGGGAGGAAGAAUAUUGGUGAAACCAUGGAUAACACUGGGGAAGUAUACUACCCAGAAUGGAUACAUAAUCUUUUAGAUGAAGGGGAAGACCUUCGAGUCCAUAUUGGGGAAGAAGGAUCGAGAAUAGAUUCUCGAAUUCCAAAAGAAUUAGCAAUUGUAGGCCUUUGGUGUAUCCAAUGGCACCCAAUGAAUCGUCCAUCCAUGAAAUCAGUGGUUCAGAUGUUGGGAGGAAGAGAAAAUUUAACCAUGCCACCUAAUCCUUUUGCGUCUACAGGUCCUACAAGAACAAAUGCAACAAGUCGCCCGGCUGCAAGACGCUUCAACCUCGACUUAGAAGCAAUUGUUGAAUUAGAGUAAAAAUGUUGAAUUAAUUAUUGUUUAUGCAUUGAGAGUUUGGAAAUGUAUGUGCAAAUUAGUUAUAUAUAUACCAAAAAAUUAAGGAACUGUCACACCAUUCCAGAUCAGAUCUUUGAUUCCUGUAACUGAUUCUAAAUUUCUGCAUAUAACUCUCGCAACAAUUCAAUCAAUGGAACAAGAUUGAUGUCU